GUCCACAAGUUCAUGACCCGCCCCCCCACCCCCAGUGGCGGUGGCGGCAGACCCGCCGGGCAGCUGGACCGAGCCGAUCGGUCCGGUCCCAUCUCAGCGGCCCGCGGCGCCUGCCCACCCUCUCAGCCAAAAGCCCCCUGCACCCAGUCCAUCCAAACCUGUGUCCGCAGCUCUCGCCAGCCAGUCGCCGCCACGAGAGGGGAUGUCGACGGCGAGCGGCGUAUCCGCUGGCUCCGUGCUCCAGCUGCCCUCCUUUCGGGUGCCGGCCAAGAGAUUUCUGCCUCGGAGAACAGCCGCUGGUGCUCCGGCUGGUAACUUUUUUGUGAAGAGAGAUAUUAUAUAUAAUAGAAGCUACCACCAAUUCUUACCAUUGAAGCAUAUAGGAGGCUUGCAAGCAGCAGUACUUCCAGUUACUCCACCACUAUUAGAUGGUGAGGGGAAAAAGAAACAAAUGGCUGAAGAGUAUGGGUUCACACAAAUUGGAGAUGAACUACCAGAUGAUAUUACUCUUAAAGAUGUCAUGGAUACUUUACCUAAAGAGGUAUUUGAAAUCAAUGAUGUGAAGGCUUGGACAUCAGUUUUGAUAUCAGUUACUUCUUAUGCGCUGGGUUUAUAUUUCAUUGCUAAGUCUCCAUGGUAUCUUCUUCCCUUGGCUUGGGCUUGGACAGGCACAGCAGUGACUGGGUUUUUUGUGAUAGGUCAUGAUUGUGCUCACAAAUCAUUUUCAAGGAAUAAGUUGGUUGAAGAUGUUGUUGGAACCUUGGCUUUCAUGCCAUUGAUAUAUCCUUAUGAACCGUGGAGAUUUAAGCAUGACCGACAUCAUGCCAAGACAAACAUGUUGAUAGAAGAUACUGCAUGGCAACCUGUUUGGCAAAAGGAAAUUGAAUCAUCACCUUUUCUAAGGAAGGCAAUUAUUUUUGGCUAUGGCCCUAUCAGGCCAUGGAUGUCUAUUGCUCACUGGUUGAUUUGGCACUUUGAUCUAAAAAAAUUCAGACCAAAUGAAGUUCCAAGGGUUAAGAUAAGCUUAGCAUGUGUGUUUGCAUUCAUGGCGAUUGGAUGGCCCUUGAUCAUUCUCAAAUCAGGACUAGCUGGAUGGUUUAAGUUCUGGUUCAUGCCAUGGAUGGUUUAUCAUUUUUGGAUGAGCACUUUUACAAUGGUACAUCACACAGCUCCUCAUAUACCAUUCAAGUCAUCUGAAGAAUGGAAUGCUGCACAAGCUCAAUUAAACGGCACAGUUCAUUGUAACUAUCCUCAAUGGAUAGAGAUCCUUUGCCAUGACAUAAAUGUGCAUGUCCCACACCAUAUUUCUCCAAGAAUUCCAAGCUAUAACCUUCGUGCUGCUUAUGAUUCCAUCAAACAGAACUGGGGCAAGUAUGUCAAUGAAGCCAACUGGAAUUGGCGAUUGAUGAAGACGAUACUGACGAGAUGCCAUGUGUACGACAAGGAGAGAUACUAUGUUCCGUUCGAUGAGCUCGCGCCUCAGGAGUCCCAACCAAUCAAAUUCCUUAGGAAGUUCAUGCCAGAUUACGCAUGAUGCCAUCAUCACAGCUGUUGACUAGUUGAGAUUAUUCAGUAUUGUCGGCACAGGUGGACAGUCACAUUUUCAGUGAUUACGCAUGUCCCAAAAUUUUGACUGG
Zea mays is the source of this 1637-nucleotide messenger RNA. Its product is annotated as omega-6 fatty acid desaturase, chloroplastic. Lineage: Eukaryota; Viridiplantae; Streptophyta; Magnoliopsida; Poales; Poaceae. Gene Ontology annotation, biological process: lipid metabolic process. Gene Ontology annotation, molecular function: oxidoreductase activity. The coding region runs from base 203 to 1534 and encodes 443 amino acids. The record is from RefSeq and is marked provisional. The transcript is spliced from 10 exons.